UCACAGCCCAGUCAAGGAUAUUAGAACCACGUGGAAAAUCAAACUAGCGAAGGCUUGUUGUGACUAGACUAACACGAGGAAGUGGAGGGGGUGUUCUCUGACUAAUGAUUUUACUGAUAUCACUACAUCCCCCAACUCAGACAAAGUUAGGGUGAAACUGAUCGUCAAGGGAUCUGAGUUGACAUUAGAUGAUUCUGUAGAGUGAUCAGGACUUCUGAGUCGGACCAGCCCACCCUGAGGGUGAUCACCCAACCCGUCAAUAGUGCUGCUGUGCAUGGAGCUCAGACCCAAAACAAGGCACAGCACAUCCCACUUCUGACACCAUGUUGUGUGACCUGUUGAUAGUCUUGACUUGGAUAGAAACUUAGACGGAGACUACUCUUCUAGCUACUUUAAUUUCAAAUGGUUAGUAGAGGGAUGACAUACGUGUGUGCUCAGUGCAGGUCUCCGGAUGCAAAGAGAGGGAAGCUCGGUGUGACAUUACUUAAGAUUCUGAGCCACUAAAUAUGCAGAUAUGGACAAAUACAAGGAAGUGGAGGGGGUGUUCUUUGACUGAUGAUUUUACUGAUAUCACUACAGUGAAUACAGAGCAAUCGUGAAAAACGGAAGUUCCUCGGGCGAUAAUUAUGUUAUGCCGACGUCACACACUGACAGCAGACUAUCACUCGCUGGUGCAGUGACAGUGUCUCUGUGUGGGUGCACGGUUCGCCACUGUCGGUAACGUCUCUGUGAGAGGACGGCCGCGUCAUGGCAGUUCUACGUCGUCUUUAGAAAGUCGGGUUCCAAUUGUCCUUGACCCUUUUGUAGAGGCAUUAGAGACAUUGGAACCACAUGAAAAAUCAAACUAGCGAAGGCUUGUUGUGAAUACAGAGCAAUGAUCGUAAAAAAACGGAACUUCCUCGGCCUCGGGCGAUAAUUAAGGGUUGCUGAUGUCACACACUGACCGCAGACUGUCACAUGCCGAUGCAAUUUCAGUGUCCCCGUGUGGGUUCACGGUUUGCCACAGUCGGUAACCUCCCUGUGAGUGGACGGCCUCGUCAUGGCAGUUAACCUGAUAUUAACACUUCUGAUUAAUGUCGUCGUCGUCUUGAGUCGAGCCAGGUUAGCGGAGGGGCGCAGCUUUAACGUUUCCGUGCCCGAAAAUGCUACAGUCGGGACAGAGGUUGUCGGUGUGCGACACUGGCUGGGCAUGCAGAAAGCGGAACUUCCGUGUGUGAAAACGGAGGGAGAUCCGUACGACAGGUUCCUUCUGACUAAGGAAUGCACCCUUGUGGUGGCCAACGCUCUGGACUGGUCAGUACAGUCGGAAUAUACCAUCAAGAUUCGCGUCGGGCAUCGUGGAGAAGUCAGAAGUGUGUCGAUACAGGUUACCGACGUCCCGGGCUAUCCUCCCGUGUAUAAUGAGACGUGUGAGACUCCGAUCAACCCCGCCGGUAAGGACACCGGAGAAUUUCUGUUCAGACUUGACUUAAACGGUGAAGCCGAGACAGAAACUGGAGACGUUUAUGUGGUUAGGAAGACAAUAAGCAAGCCUCUUGAGAAUUGGAGUAGUCUGACACCAGUUUUCGACGCCGAAAACGAUGAAUGCAAGUUUCAGCAGAUAUGGGCUGUACGUAACGUACAUGAUGUACUAGUUGCAAGCGAACUGUGGUUCGAGAAUUUACAUAGCUUGUCUUGUCGUGCAGACGUCAGCGCUCCCGAUCUUACUUUCCACCAGUUUAAAACCGCUUAUGGACCGUCAAUGGCUGAUACUCGUAAGUUCAAUUGGAAAUAUGUUGUUGAAAGAUAUUCAGGUCAUCACAUGUUUAUGCGUAUGGCGAUUUUGCCAUUCCCAAUGAAGAGUACAACGCGGUAUGUCUGCCAAGUUCCGCCGUUAGGAAAACCAGUCAGAAUAGAUAGAACCCCACUAACAAAAGUUGUACACGUGCAGUCGUUCAACAUGGAAGUCCAUCCGCAAGGCUGUCCCGGGGAUAAAUACGGCUUACUCUGCGAUAAAAACUGCAUCUGUAAAAACGGAGCCCGCUGCCAUGGGUUUAAUGGGGCGUGUAAAUGUCAACACGGCUGGCAAGGUGUAGCCUGUGACAUUCCUAAACCUGACAUCGCCGCAACAACGACACCUAGCGAUUCUCGAGCCAUCUACAUUUCCACCAACGUGACGAUUCACUGCCGCGUGUACCACAUUGAUGUCGAAACUUUGUCUUUCCGGUUUCCAAAUGCAUCUGUGAUCAUGAGUAAAGGUGUAAGUCAAUUAGACAUAAACGUCUUUAACGCACAAUUACACAACAAAGGACGCUACACGUGUCAGGCUAGAGACAAGGGCGGACAAGUGUUCAAUGCAACUGUUGUGUUAAACGUCAACUGUCCUCCAAAUAGAAAAGGCGAACUUUGUGAUGAAGUGUGUGAUUGCCUACAUAGUGCCAGUUGUGACCGGUGGGCUGGCUGUGUGUGUCCGCCCGGGUGGACGGGAACCAGGUGUCAGACACAAUGUCCGGAGGGCACGUACGGUAAAGGCUGUGCAAAGACCUGUGGCUGCCAAAAUGGGGCGAGCUGUAGCCCUAGCGACGGUAGGUGUAACUGCACGGCCGGCUGGUACGGAUCGAACUGCGACGGAGCCUGUCCCAAAAGCAGGUACGGUUGGCGGUGCCGGCAGGUUUGCAGCUGUAAGAACAACGCCACCUGUCACCACGUGGACGGCAGCUGUGCGUGUGUGCCACCGUGGGGAGGGAGGAACUGUGACAAACUAGACGUCACUCCGGUUACAUCACUGAUUGAAAUCCUUGUUCCUCUGGGAUCCAUUCUCUUAAUAGUUUCCGUAUUAGUACUAAUCGUCCUCUAUACGACUGACUGUUUCGCGAAAAAAGAAGACCACGAAGCCGAAGUUCUCCGUGAGCUCAGGCGUGUGGAGGAGGAUCUAGCACAGAGGCUACAGCCAGGCUGGCUCAGACGUUGGGAGACGAAGAUCCGCCAUCUUACUCCUGGUCCGCUGAUAGGGGAAGGGAUGUUUGGGCAAGUCAGAAGGGCACAGCUGCGCACACCUGAGGGACAGCUUGAUGUGGCCGCCAAGACAGUUCGCGUGGAAGACUCACAAUCCUACCGAGACUUCUACAGAGAAGCAGCCAUACUGGUAACAGUGCACCAGGAACAAAAUGGAGGUCUUGGUGAGUCCAACAUUGUUCGACUUGUUGGGCUCAUCACCAAGUCUGCAGAAAAGUACAUUCUUCUGGAAUAUGCUCCAAAGGGUGAUCUGCUCGGGUUCUUACGAGGAAUAAGAAACGUCGAUCAGAUAAAACUGCUUGGAAGCCUUCUCGGAUACGCAGUCCACAUAUCCCGAGGUCUUCAAGAGCUGGAACGCUUGAGAAUCGCCCAUCGUGACGUGGCCGCUCGCAACGUCCUGAUCACUGCCGAUGACGUGGCCAAGCUGGCUGACUUUGGACUGGCCAGAGAUGUCUACGCCACUACUCAGUAUGUACGAACCAACCGUCCAGGCGUUGACGAACUCCUUCCGCUGAAGUGGAUGGCGCUGGAGUCCAUCGAGACAGGCGAGUACACCUGUCAGAGUGACGUCUGGUCCUUCGGCGUGCUGCUGUGGGAGAUAGCCACGCUGGGGAAAGAUCCGUGCUACGAUGGCAGGAUUCAGCUGAGCUUUCUACAGAUGGUAGGGAUUCUGAGGAGGGGAAUACGGAUGGAGAGGCCGCCGGGAUGUCCAGAGGACCUGUACCGACUGAUGAGGUCGUGUUGGCGCGAUGUACCAGCUACAAGACCGACUCCAGAAGGGAUAGAAAACAGGCUACUGCGACUGCUUCCUCAUGAGAUCAUUGAAAUGGAGACUGCUCUGUAGACAUUUUAGCCUUUGGCACUUUAAGGGUGAAGUGUUCAAGGGGUGUCGCACAAAUGAAGACUACAGACAACAAAACCAUCACUGCACAGUGAUAGAAGACUGUGUUUGAGUGGGGAGUGGGGAAUAUCAGAAAAUAUUCAUUGGUGCAUUGUAGCCUUCAGUUUUCGUUUCCUUCAAUUUCUGUCAUAUAUGCCUUGAGUUCCUGAUCGAUAAACCUCCUCCACAUUUGUAUGUACAUGUUUGAUUUUUAGGAGCCAUAUUAGAUAACUGUUGAUGUUCGAUGGGUGAAUAACCAAAAAGAGUAUCAGAAAAUCUGCUGGUUGUCAAUAGUGGGUCGGCUCUGCAUUUUAUUGAGUUGAAUAUUGUAUGUCGUCGGUAAGAAUCUUUGUGGAGGCAACUAUGUAGCUGCUAUUGUAGGAGGAGGAUAUAUGAUUAUUACAUCCUGGGUAAACUUGUUAUUUUCAUGUAUUGUACGAUGUUGGAACUAAUGACUUGAUGAAUUAUUGGUGAAUGUCGUCCCUAGUUUUAACUGUCAUAGAGAUUUCUCACCUACUGAAUUUAUCCUGUAUUCUAAACUCAAUCCUUAUAAAGGAAUAUCCAAUA
This is a messenger RNA of Branchiostoma floridae (Florida lancelet), 4441 nucleotides long. Its product is annotated as tyrosine-protein kinase receptor Tie-1-like. Gene Ontology annotation, cellular component: signaling receptor complex; membrane. The transcript has a single exon. NCBI's taxonomy places the organism in Eukaryota, Metazoa, Chordata, Leptocardii, Amphioxiformes, Branchiostomatidae. Gene Ontology annotation, biological process: protein phosphorylation; cell surface receptor protein tyrosine kinase signaling pathway; multicellular organism development. The coding region runs from base 1040 to 3838 and encodes 932 amino acids. Gene Ontology annotation, molecular function: ATP binding; transmembrane receptor protein tyrosine kinase activity; calcium ion binding. The record is from RefSeq and is a predicted model, not a curated record.